GCCUGGCUUGUGCUUGUGCUGGUCCUAUCUGCUGACUGAGGGAUGUGAAAACUUUAUUUAGGAGGUCUGUGGUUCAGGUGAAUGCACCACUGGCUUGCUAGCCUAUACUCUGAACAAGAUCACCAUGCCUUGGGAUCAGAAGAAUAAGCUCCGAGGCCAAGAAAAAUGCCAGGAGACUAAAGGUAAGACCCAGGAUCUCCAGAGUGCUCAGGCCCCUGCAACAGAGGAGGAAGGAUCUCCCUUUCCACCUUCUCCUUAUAUGGGGAUUAUUACCCGUACAAAAUCAGCUUGUAGGCUUCAAAGCACUUCCAAGGUGCUGCAGAGAGCUCUUUCUACCACUAAGUUUAACAUUGGUUCUCCUACAAGAGCAAAUGAAGGAGAUAACUACAGAAUUAAGAGAAAACAGAAUUCUUCCCAGGCCUCCACCUCCACUAUGAAGCCCCCGCAGAGCUCUCUAAUCAGUACAGUUCGCGUGUUGGUGAAGUACAUGAUGCACAUGUAUAAAAUGAAGAAACCCAUUCUGAAAGCAGACAUGUUGAAGGUGAUCACCAAAAAGCACAGCAAGCACUUCUUGGAGAUCCUUAGACAAGCUUCGUUCAGCAUAGAAGUGGUUUUUGGUGUAGACUUAAAGGAAGUGGACUCUACAAAGCAUUCAUACGCCCUUGUCAGCAAAAUGGAUCUCCCCAACAAUGGCACUGUGAGUAGAGGCAGGGGAUUUCCCAAGACUGGCCUGCUAAUGAAUCUCCUAGGUGUGAUAUCCCUGAGAGGAAACUGUGCGCCUGAGGAAAAGAUCUGGGAAUUCCUGAAUAAGAUGAAAAUAUAUGACGGAAAGAAGCAUUUCAUUUUUGGGGAGCCCAGGAAGCUUAUCACUCAAGAUCUAGUGAAGCUUAAGUACCUGGAGUACCGUCAAGUUCCCAACAGUCAUCCUGCAAGCUAUGAGUUUCUAUGGGGCCCAAGAUCUCAUGCGGAGACAAGCAAGAUGAAAAUCCUGGAAUUUUGGGCUAAGAUCAACCAUACAGUGCCCAGUGCCUUCGAGUCCUGGUAUGAGGAGGCUUUGAAAGAUGAAGAAGAAAGAGCUAGAGCCGCAGCUGUACUUGGUGACACUGUAAUCCACAGCAAUUAAAUGUUCCACAUCUGUGUCAACCAGGUCCUCCCACACCUAGUGAAGUUAAAGUUUUGAAUUUGACUUUGCAUUUCAAGAGGGCAGUUUCUGAAAGAGGCGCUGGAGGACUCUUUCUAAAUAGAGGAGUGUGAUGAGUAGCUUUGUGUUCUUGUUCUGUGUGGGCAACUUAGAAAAGUAUCUGCAUUUUGCUUGAUUUCAAUUCUUCAA
Myodes glareolus (Bank vole) is the source of this 1330-nucleotide messenger RNA. Its product is annotated as melanoma-associated antigen B3-like. Gene Ontology annotation, biological process: negative regulation of transcription by RNA polymerase II. Lineage: Eukaryota; Metazoa; Chordata; Mammalia; Rodentia; Cricetidae. The record is from RefSeq and is a predicted model, not a curated record. Gene Ontology annotation, cellular component: nucleus.